Esox lucius (northern pike) is the source of this 6295-nucleotide messenger RNA. RefSeq names its product glutamate receptor, ionotropic, AMPA 4a (gene gria4a). NCBI's taxonomy places the organism in Eukaryota, Metazoa, Chordata, Actinopteri, Esociformes, Esocidae. Bases 518 to 1819 code for a protein of 433 amino acids. Gene Ontology annotation, biological process: monoatomic ion transport; modulation of chemical synaptic transmission; synaptic transmission, glutamatergic. The transcript has 11 exons. Gene Ontology annotation, molecular function: AMPA glutamate receptor activity; transmitter-gated monoatomic ion channel activity involved in regulation of postsynaptic membrane potential. The record is from RefSeq and is a predicted model, not a curated record. Gene Ontology annotation, cellular component: postsynaptic membrane; AMPA glutamate receptor complex; dendritic spine.
AUGCCACGGCCCCGCGGCAGCUGUUAUUAAUGAAAGCGCGCAGGAUUAUCCUUUUCCGCUCCCUAAGCCCGACGAAUCCUUAUCAAUGGAGCCGUGUGAUUUACCGUAAUAGCGAGUUAAAGAUGACAUGGUUGGAAAGAAGAGAUAGGAGGGACGGGCGGGGAGAGGAGUGAAUGUGUGUUUGCAAGUGUGUGUGCACGCGCGCGUGUGUGUGUGAAAGAGAGAGAGGGGGAGAGGGCGCGCAUGUCCAAUGCUUCCACGCAGGCUGUAGAAGCUCCUCACCAGUGGUGAGUUUUUCUCUCUCUUUUUCCCUUCGCUCUCUUUUCCACCCAUCUUGCAUGUGCUCUGUUGACCGUUGAGCCGGACAAAGCUCUCUCCAUCGGCAGCGGACACUGCGGGGGGAACAAGCAUACUAUGGAUUGCUAAAACUCCGGCUUCUUUUUCCUCUUUUCACUUCUUCUCUAUCGCCUUGUGUAAUCCUCCUCAAUGUCUCUACACAGUUUUUAAGGAACGGAAAAUGAGGAUUAUUUACCCGCACUUUCUCGGGGUGUUUUCCGCACUAUGGGGGCUUGCGACUGGGGCUUUCCCCAGCAGCGUCCAGAUAGGCGGUCUGUUUAUCAGGAACACCGAUCAGGAGUACACAGCAUUCCGGUUGGCUAUCUUUCUGCACAACACCAGCCCCAAUCAGACGGAGGCUCCUUUCACCCUGGUACCCCAUGUCGACAACAUCGAAACAGCUAACAGCUUCGCUGUCACAAACGCCUUCUGUUCACAGUACUCACGGGGUGUGUUCGCGAUCUUCGGCCUGUACGACAAGCGGUCUGUACACACUCUGACGUCAUUCUGCAGCGCCUUGCACAUCUCCCUGGUCACGCCCAGUUUUCCCACAGAGGGGGAGGGCCAGUUCACCCUGCAGCUACGCCCCUCCAUCAGGGGAGCUCUGCUCUCCCUGCUGGACCACUACGACUGGAGCCGCUUCGUCUUCCUGUACGAUACAGACCGAGGUUACGCCAUUCUACAGGCAAUCAUGGAGCGUGCAGGUCAAAAUGGUUGGCAGGUGAGUGCCAUCUGUGUGGAGAGUUUCAAUGAAGCAGCAUACCGUCGUCUGCUGGAAGACCUGGACCGCCGGCAGGAGAGGAAGUAUGUCAUCGAUCUAGAGCCUGAGAGACUGCAGUGCAUUCUAGAACAGGCAGUAAGUGUGGGGAAACAUAUCAAAGGCUACCAUUACAUCAUAGCCAACCUGGGUUUUAAAGACAUAUCGCUGGAGAGGUUUAUGCAUGGUGGGGCUAACGUCACAGGGUUCCAGUUGGUUGACUUUAGCAAAGCCAUGGUCAUCAAACUGAUGCAGCGCUGGAACAAACUGGACCAGAGAGAGUACCCGGGUUCUGACAGCCCACCCAAGUACACCUCAUCUCUGACAUACGACGGUGUCUUGGUCAUGGCCGAGGCCUUUAGGAACCUUCGUCGACAGAAGAUAGACAUCUCUCGUCGGGGAAAUGCAGGCGACUGUCUGGCCAACCCAGCUGCUCCCUGGAACCAAGGCAUAGACAUGGAACGUACACUCAAACAGGUGCGUAUUCAGGGUCUGACGGGCAACAUCCAGUUUGACCACUACGGCCGCAGGGUCAACUACACCAUGGACGUCUUUGAGCUGAAAAGCAACGGACCACGACGGAUUGGCUACUGGAACGACAUUGACAAGUUAGUUCUGGUCCAGAAUGAACUGCUUUCUUUGGACAACGGCACGUCUAUGGAGAACAGGACAGUCGUCGUGACGACCAUCAUGCCACUGAUGAGGAAGCCUCUUCUACGGCACUGAGGACUAACAGUACAGUACAGACAAACAGACAGACGGAUGGGAGAUGGACUAUCACACGAAGGAUUCACAGGCCGAGUGACCACAGAGACUCUAGCUGUAUUCCACCGUGUUUCUCUAGCUAUGGAACUGAGACAAGAGGACUUAUGAGAAGACCGAGUGACAAUCAGGCCUGCGGGCCUCUAUCUAUCUCUAUCUGCUUUGUCAUGGCUUUGCCUUUCCUUCACCGGGCGGAAACUGCAGACACGGGACAGAGCACAAAAGUGUGAAUGUUUCGGGAAAGUGUUUUAUUAGAUGCUGGUGAAAACGUGUCCCUUCUUUUGUUUCAAUGGUGAUGGCUGGACUUUCAUUUCGCUUUCCCUGCUUCGUUUAUGUUUUUACUUUCUCGUAUGGAUGAAGGAAUUUGAUCGGGUGCAGAGAAAGAGACCCACUCAGAAGAGGCAGGGGCCGUGCAGAAACAGCCACACCAGAAGACAGCCAUCCACACACUUUCUCACAGACUAACACCCCAAAACACAUCUACAACAACAUCACUGUUUCAAAUAAACUCACCGCGACCUAGCCUACAAAAAAGGUUGUUCGGAAACUUGCUGUGUAUGCAUGAACAUACACACUCAAAGAAACCAACACUAUCUCCGCCACAGACAGGCACGCACGCUAACUCACAUGGUCCCAGUGUAUUGAUUUUGAUUGAUCUCACAGUGUUGAUCUUAUUAGUCUUGGCUUGUGUUCGCAUGCUAAUGGGCGCAAUCAGUACGUGUGUGUGUUUGUACGCAUAUGUGGGGCGUUUUGUCUGCAAUUAGUGUGUUUCAUCGCCAUGCCUGUGAAAGCCGGCUUACUGUCUUCACAUCACACCGGCACACCCCAAGCAUAUAACUGCCGUAGGAAUUCGGUGUUCUCCAAUGACUGCGUCAAAGAGCGUGUAUCGACAGUGAGGCACUGCAGGUGUUUUGGGAGGCACAAUCACGGUAGAAUCGUAAAAUCGACAAUUACGUACAACAGCCGUGCACUAAUAGAACUAAUUGCACAAGCAAUUUUUUUCCAUAGAUCUAAUUCAUUUUACAGGAAGUUGCAUGACGUAUUGUACAUCAUGAUUUCCCUGAAAUACAUUACGAAGCAUUACAAGCUUUAAACUUUUUUUUUAACACAGAUUACAAUUACGAUAACAACCGCGGUUGGUUGCAUAACCAUUAAUUGUUACCCAAAAUGUCAUAUUAGUGCCAGACCUGUAGCGGUUAGCACUUUGUCUCCAUUCAUUUGUCAUUCAUCUGGAUUUCUUCAGCGAUACCUGCUGUUAACGCUGUAUCUCCCUGAUGUUUAAGUUUGAGUAUAGCUGUUCUGUAUUGAGUGGUGGGAUAAUUAGCUUUAUGGUGCCUAUGUUGCUGUUAUCGACCUGAAUCAUUCACCACCACACAUCCACUGUCUCUACUCUCUAUCUAUCUCCUACAUAUCUGUCCCUCGUUCUUUCUCUCUGUCACUCCAUCUCUCUCUCGCCCUCUCUCUGUCUUUUCCUGUCCGUCUCCCUCCCUCCCCGUCACCUCUACACUUCUUUCCUCUGUCUGUUUUCUCACUCCCGUAUUCUCAUGUAAGACAUUUGCUGCAGUGUUCAGCAGAUGAGAACAACAGCCCAACAUUCCUCCAUGCACCUAUACUGACACUAAACCCCAAUAACACUCACACACGCUGUGACAAGAGUCUGCAACAAACUGAUAACAGACAAUAACCAGUUGUAGGCAGAACCCCAAGAAGUGUGUGUGGACAUCCAUGUGUGUGGCCUUCCGUGUGUGUGUAUGCCCAUACCUGUGCUUACAUGCAAGUGUUUUUUCCAUCACAAUACUGAACACUCGUCAAAGUCAUCUUUCCUGAUGUUAAACUGCCGCCCUUCUAAUAUGUAAAUAAUUUCUGCAAAGUGAGGCCAUAUUAAGAGGAUACUUAUCAAGUGUUUGUCAGAUAUUGUCCUCACGUAGCCUAAAGUCAAGUUGAGUCUAUAUUCUCCACCAUCUGUUCUCCAGAUCCUGCUACACAGUAGGGUUACUAUUUAGGCAAACAUUUUAAACAUCUAAGUCUUUUUUUUUUUUUUACAAUGUUUUAGUUUUUUCUGAAAACGUAAAUGUUUCUGAAAAAUUAAUUUCUCAAAACUAUAUUAGAAAAUGUGCAAAUACAUUCAUCAAAAGGACACGACAGCCUGCAAAAUAAUUAAUGCAACCAUAUUUUUUAGUUAAGUCUUUCUAUCCCAGUAGAUCAAUACAUUUCUUAUCCUAAAAUGUAGAAUUAAGGGUAAUUACUCUUUCUGUUUUUAUGGAUAUUUCUCCAAACAACUUCAUAUGCAUGAAAUAUAAUGAUUCCUAUUAAAAAAUAUAUAUGGUCAUUGUAUGCAGGAUGUAUUCAUCUGUGAUAAUCCAAUCCAAUUGCAAAUAUACAACACAAGCUCUUUUACUUUUAAAGGGGAAUACAAUGGGGCUCAACCAUUUCCAUUGCUCAGUUCUGGAAUGGAAGACCACAACGUUCUGGAGGAUGAGUAACCUAAAUUUACUUCAACUUCACUGUCUACACUUAUAUGUCAGUGAUUAAGCAGACGUGCUUAUCCAGAGUGAUUUAGUGUCUGCAUACAUUUUUAUACUUUUUUGUGGUGGUCCUUCAUGGGAAUCAAACCCAUAAUGCAGACGAUGCCUACUCAAUUGCUUUAGGUAUCGGAAUAUAUCAGGCAAGGCAUAGAGAGUUAGCAAAUCUUACGUCACCUACCCAAUAAUUUAUUGUCUUAAUCUCCCCAUGAUGCUAACAUUAAAGAGCCCAGAGUUAAAUAGAUGUAUUCAUCCUUAAGAUUAGAAAUGCCCAGUUAGGUGCCGAAAUGCAUACUACUGUAUAUGUGUGAGUACUUUUCCCAUAGACAGCGUUGUAGAUUCAUUCAAUGUACUAAGCUAAAGUCAGAGUAAUGCACUUGUCUCUAAUUCUAAGUAAUUUGAUUUAUUACGGUUAAGAAGUAAUGAUACAUUUGAUCAAAAUAGAGACUACAUAUCAGCAAUUGUCACUGUAACAAAUUGCUCAAAGUAUAAAAUACAGACCUUAAUAUUCCACACGUACCAGUGCCGGGAGAAUCGUUUUCACAUUCAGUCCCUGAAUUAUAAUUGCUUUUCCUUAUUCUACCCUGACAGCCAAUCUUGCAAAAUCCCCCCUAGCAUCAAAAGCAUCACUUCACCUUGGCAAAAACAAUGAAAUAACAGACAGGAACUCAAUGCAACAAUAGGAGAGGACAUGUUCUCACAAUGCUCUUUUAACGGUCCCGCCAUCCGGCCACCAUUUCUGCACAACAUCUCUGUAAAAUAUGACAGAUGGCCCGUGCGGUUAAAUAACUGGAAUACUCAAGCGUACAAGGGAAACCAAAACCACAGUUAAAUCCUCACAAUAACAUGAAUUAAAGUCUAAUCAGACACCACACCUUAACAGGUGCCCAACGACACUGGUGGAUGGGGAAGAGGUGUGUCCUGCUCUUUCAGAGAUGUCAAAGUGUUGACAUUAACCCUGAAUAUUUAUUAUCAUACUGAUGAUGACUGGCUGGAUAGUGCCAGGUUUAGAAAAGACCAUGAUCACAAGUCUGCAAAUACAUUAGAUCGUUGCUGCUCUAUGUACGGAAAUCUCUCGACAAAACAAAAAUCACCUAAUUACUUACACAAGGCUGAGAAAAAACUAAAUGUAAUGGAAGAAGUUGCACGUUAUGUGACUUCCCAAUAGAUGGCAAGGAAUAUGAACUCAGCUCGGAUUUAGAGAUUGAGAUUUUUUUGUGUUGGACUACGCCUUUAAGGCUUUACGACAGUCUGAUGGUUGAAGCGGCACAGCUACGUUUGAGAGAAUUUCAGACUGUGUGACUUUUUUAUGAGUGAUUCACACUGAGGAAACAGAGAUCGAGCUUAGAGGGGUGCUAAUGUGUGCAUGAAAAUAAGGUUGGGGAAAUUAAAUGUGCUUCGCAGCUUGGACAAAAUAUACAAUGUAACAUGAUUCUGCCUUAAGAUAACUGCACAGUAUAUUUACUUUCAGACACUGGAUAAAUGCAAACACCAGUACUGUGUAAGCAUGUAAGGCUUGAUUCUACCUCGAGGUCCUUGUGAGUAACAGAAAUCUCACAAUUAUACCAGAAUUAAAAUCUCUAGGUAGGAUGGCCUUAUGGACUAUGAGUUUGAUAUGUUAGUAAUAUCCUUCUUUACCAAUGCCAUGUCUCUAAAAUUCGGUCUAAAAUAUGUCACACUUUCCUAUUUGCUUUGGUAUUGUCACUAAUUUUAUGUUGCCUCUCAGAUUUAUUAUGGCAGACACCUUGGCAUCCAGGGUUGUAUCCAUCUCACUUGUAAAUGACCAUUAUACAACAAGAUGUGUAUAUCAGUUUGAUUUCAACUAUUUCAUAUAGUGUUUAUUGCAGCUAUUCUAAUUUGAUAGAUGUAUAAAACUUUUGAAAGCCUGUGAGUCUGAAUACAAAUAUUUGAAAUUCUG